This is a messenger RNA of Dioscorea cayenensis subsp. rotundata (Guinea yam), 1186 nucleotides long. RefSeq names its product RING-H2 finger protein ATL66-like. Lineage: Eukaryota; Viridiplantae; Streptophyta; Magnoliopsida; Dioscoreales; Dioscoreaceae. The record is from RefSeq and is a predicted model, not a curated record. The transcript is spliced from 3 exons. Bases 317 to 1000 code for a protein of 227 amino acids.
CUUUAAUUGCUUGGAUAUUCAAACCUUAUGGAGAUGCCAAGGGGCAACCAAUACCCCCGCACCAGAACUCUAUUUGUCUUCGUCUUCUUCUGAUUUUAUUUAUAGAUUUAUUAAAAGGAUCAAGGCCAACGCGAAGGCAAAGUUGGGAAUGGGAAUGGCAAUGGCUGCCAAAGAGCGAGGGACAUCAUCCUCAUCCUCAACCUCCGCCUUCUUUUCCUUGUUAUUUUGAUCUUUUAGGGUUUCAGAUGCCCCAGCGUGGGAAUAGAGGUAGAGAUCUGAAGCAAGGCAAGGUUGCUUCCAUAUAGAGCAAGACAGGAUGAUAUCAUCGGGGAUCAAUCUGGUGAUGACGGUGAUCGGCUUCGCCGUCAGCACCAUGUUCAUCGUCUUUGUCUGCACUCGCCUCAUCUGCGCUCGAAUCCAUCUCUCCGCCUCCCGCAGGUCCUUCCCCACCGCUUCCAGAUCCGAUCUCAGCAUCCUCGAGCGCGGCAUCCAUGGCCUGGAGCCUGUAGUUGUGGCGGGCUUUCCCAUUCAGAAGUUUGGAGAGCACUUCGCCACGUCCGGGCAGGACACCCAGUGUACUGUAUGCCUUGCAGAAUACCAAGAGAAGGAUGUUCUACGCGUACUUCCUUAUUGUGGACAUGCUUUCCAUGUUGCCUGCAUAGACAUUUGGCUCAAGCAACAUUCUACAUGCCCAGUAUGCAGAAUCUCACUGAGAGAUUCACCUGAUCAAAAACGUGCGAUACAGCCCAUUGCAGCAAUAAGAUCUCUUUACCCCCCAGGGAAUUUCGACUUGAACUCUUAUGAUUAUCUACAAGCUGGCCCAGAUUGUUCAGGAGUAGCAGACAAGCAAAGAGCAGAUGUUCAGGAUGACCAAUUCAGGUCCGGGCCAUCUGGAGCCAGGGAGAUAGUACCCAUUGUAGCAGAGGUUAACGGCUCUGUCAAAAGUAAUUGCCAGCAUGAGUUUGAAGGAAAGUAUCCUCAGAGUCCGUCUAAUUGUUAGCCCCAUUAGGCUUUUUAGGCGACAAGGUGCCAGAAGUUGAAUUUUCUUUAGUCUACUUUUUUGUUUCAUGCUUGGUGUACAUAUGACAAAUUUCAUGAUUCCGGGGAUGGUAAAAGCCAUUUCCUAGGCGAAUUUUUUUUGUUCAGCCAAAAGAUCAUAAUGGUGAAGAUUGUCUUCUAACUUUUU